Messenger RNA from Hypomesus transpacificus, 3835 nucleotides. RefSeq names its product WW domain containing transcription regulator 1 (gene wwtr1). The record is from RefSeq and is a predicted model, not a curated record. Gene Ontology annotation, biological process: hippo signaling; positive regulation of transcription by RNA polymerase II. NCBI's taxonomy places the organism in Eukaryota, Metazoa, Chordata, Actinopteri, Osmeriformes, Osmeridae. Gene Ontology annotation, molecular function: transcription corepressor activity; transcription coactivator activity. The transcript is spliced from 5 exons. Gene Ontology annotation, cellular component: cytoplasm; nucleus. Bases 275 to 982 code for a protein of 235 amino acids.
UGGGUGGGUAAGUGCCGAAACGUGUGAUUGGUUAGUCUGUCAGCGCCGAAGAGUGCGAUUGGCUGGCACUUGAGUGCUGAGCAGUGUGAUUGGGGCCGGGCGAGUGGAGGCGUCUUCCUGGAAGGCGUGGCUGACGUGGUAUUGCUGCUUGUGAACAGGCGAGCUACCCGAGGGCUGGGAACGAGCUGACACCCCUCAGGGAGAAACCUACUUCAUUGACCACAAAACGCAGCGCACAUCCUGGCUCGACCCGCGGGUGGACUCCCGCCUCAUUAUGUCCCAGCAUCACCACCAGCAGCAUCUCCAGCAGCCCCAGGUCCAGGCCCAGGUCCAGGCCCAGGUCCAGGCCCAGGUCCAGGCCCAGGUCCAGGCCCAAGCCCAAGCCCUGGCCUCGCCUGGCUCUCUGCCCCAGCAGCAGAUGAGCUUGUCCAGCCCGCUGAGCGUGAGUGCCCAGCAGCAGCAGCAGCACCAGAAGAUGCGCCUGCAGAGGAUCCAGAUGGAGAGAGAGAGGAUCCAGAGGCGUCAGGAGGAACUGAUAAGACAGGAGGUGGCGCUAUGUAGACAGCUGCCCAUGGACUCAGACAGCAUGGCAUCAUUGCCCACUGCUGGCAACCCAGCCUCCAUGAACCAGGGCAACAUGAGCCAAGGCAACAUGCCCACCAAUGGGGCAGACCCCUUCCUCAACAGUGGCCAUUUCCAGCACUCUCGGGAGCAGAGCACCGACAGUGGCCUGGGCCUGGGGUGUUACAGCAUCCCCACCACCCCCGAAGACUUCCUCAACAACAUGGAGGAGAUGGACACAGGUGACAGCAUGGCACAGGUCAGCCUCAACGUGACCCAGCACAGUCGCUUCCCAGACUUCCUGGACUCUCUGCCGGGCACCAAUGUUGACCUGGGAACCCUGGAUGGGGAUCUCAUACCCAUCCUCAACGACGUGGAGUCUGUCCUCAACAAGAAUGAGCCCUUCCUCACCUGGCUGUAGACACACGCGACCCCCCCCCACACACACACACACACACACACACAUAUACACACAGUCCAUUGCGCACACUUUACACUCACGCACUCCCAAACACCCAGCGAGAUUAAAGAUUCACUCCAGAAAUCUAAAGACCCUUAACAUUUGUGCUACCUUUGGAUUCAAAUCAGCAUCCCGCUGAGAUGCUGUUACUCCGUCUGUAUCCGUCAUUACUCACACACACACUCACACACACACACACACACACACACACCCGUCAGAGUCCAGAACAAAGAGAUGCAGAGUAUUAACCAAAGCCUUGAGAGAACAAAACAGCAACACAGCACACAGGAGAGCACAUGAGCAAAGAACAAAGUAAGUCUUCACAGAGGUCAAAACUACCUUCCGGCACACACCCUGGUUUGGUAUAAUCAUCGCUGAAAUCUGGACAGCAUUCCGGUCUCUCUGGGAGUGAUGCUUUAAGUGGAACAAUUAUAUCUAGUACCUACCAAUGCAAGAAUGAUCAUCCAGUGCAGUCAUUGUAGUUUAUUUGUUGCUGUGACCAUCAAUAGAGUGCAGGGAGGGCUUUUUAACCAGUAGGUGGAGCUAGAGCUUCAGUUUCUGAUAUUGUUACGAAAUGGUUCCCGAGGUUUGGAGGUUGGUCCAGGAUAUAAAAUGGACCCCUGUGUUGGUCCCUCACAGUCCGAAAUAUGACAGGGUGUUAAGAAACAGACUUUAACAUCCAUCUCUCCGGAGAACCAGGUUCCUGUGUUUGUGGUUCCAGUGCCAAAUCCAAAUCGUUAACACCAGAACUGUUUUCACAGCAGCCAUACCACCUCUGUUCUUCUUUUUAAGGUUAUACCAAAUAAAUGUUUCCUACUGUUCGCUCUAUCACUACAGAAAGCUUUAAAAUGUUCAAAAAAAAUGUUUUAUUUUGUUGUCAUUUUGAUUAUUGUACUCCGGCUAACAACAGUGUAGCUAUAGAACACUAAAGCUUGUGCCACAGUGAUACAGCGAUGUGCAUACUUAGGAUUGUGUUUUAUACCAAGUACUUUUUAUAUACUACAGUAUUCUCUUUUUUUUAUAUACUGUAAAAUAGCCUAUAGAUGGGUUCUGAAAGCAUCUGUUGCCAUUGUAGGACUUAUAAUAUAGAGUUUGCAUUUUUAGUAUUUAUCAAGAGCUAUGAUUUUAGAGAUUGAGAGAUUUUAGUUUUUUUUUUUUAUGAAAUUGAGAUUUCAAAGCAUCACAAGUCAGUGAGAAAGAGACAUAGACAUCUGAUCUGUGAGUGUUGGAAGUUACGACACUUUGAGGCUUCUGUGGAAGGAACUUGAUAAUCCUCGAUGAGUAAAUUCUGUGCCAGUGUUUAUUUACUCUUAAAUGCAUCCCUCCAUCAUCCUUUCCUUGAGGUAAUCUGGGGUCGACAUGCCAGCAGGAGAGCAUGUGCUCAUUCACAUAGAUUACACUGAGGCUGUUCUUGUGUGAUUGGUCGUUUUUCAAGGAUGGUAGAUGGGGUGCCUUUUUGAGACGGUUCAAAUGGAGGUGUGGUGUCUUGUCCAGAUAAGGUGCCUUUGUUUCAUAACCCCCAGGGGGGGGGGGGGGGACACAGGGGAACAUGCCACACGUGUUCUGCGCUGUCUUGAGUGUAAAGGAUUUUCACGGUAUUAUCAGAUGUAAUUGUCAGGAGUUUGUCAAGUGAUCACGCUCUGAUUCUGGCCCCGCCCAUACAAUGAGGUUGGACAAUCUAUUAUAGUUUUUCUUUGUUUUUUCUACAUCUGUUUGUCUCAGUUUUUGUAUUGCAUGUUGAAUGAGCCUAUAUUCAGACUAUAGCCCAGCCAUGUACGGCCACUACUUUGUCAGAUUACUGUGUAGCACGUUAGGACUGAGACGGCGAGAGUGAUGGGUCAUUGGGGGGAGAGGAGUAGGCGCUGAAUCUUAGAGGGGGAGGGGACUGGGUGGGGGAGAGGGGUCAAAGGGGGGGUUGAUGCAGUGAUGCACCUAAAGUGGCGAUUUUCAGCACAGGCCAACACCGCGCUCAUGAUGUCCUAACGUCACGAUUCAAUUGGAGGAUGGGAAGGGGAAGGGAGGGGGGAGACAGCUACCAACCUACGCCCGACACUUCCUGUUUAGUGUGGGAAGACUGAGACGAGCUUUGACACGCCCUGCCACACUAAUAUUCACCUGCCCUCCGGCUUUAGCUGAAGAGUAAUGGCUCAAGUGAUGGGCCCGUUGGCAUUGACAGGGCGUUGAGGAUUGGAGGAGAUCUUGUUGGGGGGGUGGGGGGGUGGGCAUGGUUGGGUGGUGGCGGUGGACCUUACUGUUUAGAGGGCUCAAAUUAAAAGUUUACGAAGGCGAACGUUUCUAGCUUGUGAUUGACAUGUGCGGCUGUAAAUGUACCCCCGAUGGUAACAAAAUAACCAGGGGCGCGGUGACGCCCUGCAGUGUUUUAGGGAGACUGAGGAUACUUUACUGUGAGUACCUCAAGCUUGACUAGGAGCAUUCUAGAAUGCCAUGGACAGAACUAAGGUUGUGGCUACCGAUAUUUUAGCGCUGAGCAGCGCUGAGCAGCGCUGAGCAGCGCAGCAACGUGCCUAGGGCUUAGGGUUUGUGUUGAGGUCAAGGCGGUGUGGUGUUGAGGUUGUGUCGCUGGCGUCGGUUAGCUGGGUCCAGGGGGACGUUUAAGGCUUGCAGAAGAGUGGUGAUGUCACACACUAACAUACAGCCAUACUAUCCCCUGGAAAGGCAGUGUGCAGUUCAUUUGUUUGGAUAUGAUUAUGUAAUCUCAGUAAGAAGUCUCUGAUAAUGGACAAUAAAACUGUGUAACAUGUUUAAAGAUGAAAUUAAAAAAAACUUUAAUAAAUUGGUUUGAGUACCACGGAA